Messenger RNA from Ostrea edulis (European flat oyster), 969 nucleotides. RefSeq names its product C-C chemokine receptor type 7-like. Bases 1 to 969 code for a protein of 322 amino acids. Gene Ontology annotation, molecular function: G protein-coupled receptor activity. Gene Ontology annotation, cellular component: membrane. Lineage: Eukaryota; Metazoa; Mollusca; Bivalvia; Ostreida; Ostreidae. Gene Ontology annotation, biological process: G protein-coupled receptor signaling pathway. The record is from RefSeq and is a predicted model, not a curated record. The transcript has a single exon.
AUGAAUGCCACAAGAAUCAUGGGCAAUGCGAGAAAUUUCUCUCGUCGACAUUUAAUCCCAGAGCUAGAUAUGGAUGUCACAAGGACCAUGGGCAAUGCGAGAAACUUGUCUCGUCGACAGCUAGAUUUGUUUAUGUUUGACCCCGAGAGCCCCAUUGUUUUUCCGAUUGUGCUUCUGAUUUUAGCCAUUCUUGGAUUUCUUGGAAACUUGGUGACAAUCCUAACCAUAAUGAUAAACAGAAAACUCCGCAGCCCGACCUUCGCCGCCAUUGGAUGUCUCGCGUUGGCAGACUUGCUGAACCUCGUAUUUUACUGGUUCUUCUAUAUGACAAAUCUUCCAGUAUAUUUGUAUCACGUGGCCAAAAUAACAGUUAUGCUGAAUGUCGUAUCUUUCAUCCGAACCUUUUUACAUUAUUUGUCGGCCUUUCACAUUCUGCUUUUGUCCGUAUUGCGAUACGGCUUGAUCGUGCAGCCGUUACAAUGUAGAAAUCACGUGACUGUGACGGUGAUUCUGAUGACGUCACUGGUUUUCUGGCUGAUUAGCUGUCUGAUCGCUGCAGCACAACAGAUUUUCCUGGCUGAACUGUACGACAGCACUCGGCGGGACCUGCAUCACUUUCUGGUCAGUCAGUUACAGUACGCUAUAUUGCAGUGUUUAGUGGUUUUCACAGUAAUCGUGCUACAUCAUCUGAAAAUGAAGGUUCUAAGAAAUUCACUACGCAGCCCGGCCUUCGUGAGAUCAAAAAUGAAUCAGGUCAUCACAAUUGUGCUCGCCAUAUUUUCUGUGAAUAGUUUUAUAGCUGUUGUGAUGGUUCUGUUAAUCAUGGGACAACAGUUCUCGCCCUCCUACAGAACCGUGUCACUUCUGUACAAUAUGACUUUGUUUUUUAAUGUUGCCACUAAUCCGUACAUCUAUUUUAUGUCUUUCGUGUUGAUGAAAUACUUGUCAAAAUGUAUCCGCCACCAUUAG